Messenger RNA from Loa loa (African eye worm), 618 nucleotides. RefSeq lists its product as hypothetical. The transcript has 5 exons. The record is from RefSeq and is a predicted model, not a curated record. Gene Ontology annotation, biological process: mitochondrial transmembrane transport; monoatomic ion transport. NCBI's taxonomy places the organism in Eukaryota, Metazoa, Nematoda, Chromadorea, Rhabditida, Onchocercidae. Gene Ontology annotation, molecular function: monoatomic ion transmembrane transporter activity. Bases 1 to 618 code for a protein of 205 amino acids. Gene Ontology annotation, cellular component: mitochondrial inner membrane.
AUGUUAUUGAUUCAAGAACGUUGUUUACCAGAAAAACUUCAAAACAGUAUAGAAUUGCUAAAUAAUUAUAAAGCCGGAAAAGUCGGAUUAAUAUCCGAUCAACAGUUAUGGGAAGCGCAAAAAAUUAAAUCAGCUAUUUUACAUCCUGAUACCGGUGAAAAAAUUUUACCACCUUUUCGAAUGAGUGGUUAUGUACCAUUUGGUUGGAUAACGGUUACUGGUAUGUUAUUACCAAAUCCAUCUUGGCUUUCAAUACUUUUUUGGCAAUGGCUUAAUCAAACACAUAAUGCUUUAGUUAAUUAUUCCAAUCGUAAUGCUACACAGGAUCAAUCAUCAUCACGAUAUCUGAAUGCUUAUUGUGCAGCUGUUUCAUCUGCUAGCAUUGUUGCAAUGGGAUUAACAUUGUUGAUAAAACGUACUGAACAGCUAAAUCCAAUCAAACGUCUUAUCAUUCAACGUUUUGUUCCAUUACCAGCUACAUCACUUGCAAGUUCGCUUAAUGUAUUAUGUAUGCGAUGGAAUGAAUUGCAAAAUGGUAUUAAUGUAUAUGAUUGUAAUCAAAAUGUAAUUGGUAUAUCUAAAAUUGCUGCUAAAAAGGUAUUUAAAUUAAUAUUUUAA